Papilio polytes (common Mormon) is the source of this 5157-nucleotide messenger RNA. It is a transcript of the gene Uggt, whose product is annotated as UDP-glucose:glycoprotein glucosyltransferase. Gene Ontology annotation, cellular component: endoplasmic reticulum. Lineage: Eukaryota; Metazoa; Arthropoda; Insecta; Lepidoptera; Papilionidae. The record is from RefSeq and is a predicted model, not a curated record. Gene Ontology annotation, molecular function: UDP-glucose:glycoprotein glucosyltransferase activity.
GCUCGAUCCGUGUUCAACUGUCAUUGGCGGUUUCGGUUUGUUCAUUGUGAUAGCAUUAUAAUGGAUUUAUUUUGUAACAAAUUAAUAUUAAGUUUAAAGUAAUCGAUAUUAAUUUAAAAGUAUGACUUGACAUUUUAAAAAGACAUUGUGCACGUAAUAAAAAAUAUUCAUAUUCCUAAACUGAAUUUAAUUGGUAGUAAACAAUGAAGUCCACCGGCCUUCUAAUUCCUUUAUUAGUAAUUUUAAUCCACGUUCUUGUUUUUGUAUCUACCGAUACUGAUCCACCAAAGCGAGAUGAAAAGAGAGCAAAAGGAGUCACAACUUUUGUAACCGCUAAGUGGGAGUCAACUCCAAUAGUCUUAGAACUUGCUGAAUAUCUUUCUGGCGAAAGUUCUGAUCUGUUUUGGUCAUUUGUUAACGGUGUUAACUCUUUAAAAUCUCCUUUACAAGGAUUAGCAACUGACAAAGAAGUUUAUGAUGCAUGUAUUGGUAUUGCGAGUACAUUGCUGGCGCCGGCACAAUUGCGAAUGGCAAAAUUGGCUCUGUCCAUGCAUUUGACCUCUCCAGCUGUUCGUAUGUUUGAUGAGAUUGCUACCCAAAAUGGUGCUAAAGAUGUUCAGUGUGAGGAAUAUGUUCAUAUUGCAUCAAGGAAAAUUUGUGAUACUGACACUUUACGUGAUGUACUUAAAGCAUACAAGACCUAUAAUCCUGAAGAUCAUAUUUUAGAGACAUAUUUGUUGGACCACUCUUAUCCUAGUAGUGACAAUAAAACUCUUACAGCCAUAUUAUAUGGGGAACUUGGAACUGUUGAAUUUGCUAACAAACAUAAAAUACUUGCUACAUAUGCAGAUAUGGGUGCAGUCAAUUAUGUUGUAAGGUGGAAUGUUAAGUCUAGAGGUGGACCUAAAUUGCGUCUAUCUGGCUAUGGUGUGGAGUUACAACUGAAAAGCACAGAGUAUAAAAGUCAGGAUGAUACAACACCAAAAGAGACUGACACUGGAGAUGCUGCAGAGCCGUCUGUGGAAGAAGAUGAAAAUGACCCUCAGAAUCAAAUAGAUGGUUUUAACUUUGGAAGGCUCAAGAACUUAUUCCCUGCCCUGCGCACACCAUUGGAGCGGUUCCGACGUCACCUGUCGGAGUCCAGUGAGGAGCUGGCUCCACUCAAAGUGUGGCAGAUGCAGGCUCUCAGCAUGCAAGCUGCCGCCGCUGUCGUCGACGCCAAUGACGCCGGUGGCGAUGAGGCGCUCAAAGUGCUUACAUCUAUUGCACAGAACUUCCCAAUGCAGACAAAGUCCCUCAUCCACGUGAAUGUGCCUCGUUCAUUCCGCGAUGAGGUGCUGUACAACCAGGACGUGUGGGCGUCAUCUCUGGGACUGCGCGCCGCGGAGCCUCUGCUGCUGGUUUCUGGUGCCCAGUAUGACGCCGAGGAGGUGGACGUAAUGGCCCUUCUCGCCGCCCUCAGGGAGGACGUCGGACCAAUGAAUGCUUUACAUGCACUCGGUUUACCGAAGAACCUUAUCAAUUCACUAAUGUCACUGGAGCUGGGCGAGGCGUACACGUGGGAGGAGUACGGGCUGGACAUCCGCGACUCGGCCAUCACGUGGCUCAAUGAUCUGGAGUCAGACGACCGCUACCGACGCUGGCCCUCCUCUUUCAUGGAACUCUUGAGACCCACAUACCCUGGCAUGCUCAGAAAUCUAAGACGGAACAUUUAUAAUUAUGUAUGUAUUUUUCUAAAAUGGCUUAUUUUUGUCACUAUGGUACAAUCGAGGAAUCUCUCCAGAUUCUACCUCAAAAUGGGCGAGACGUUGCUGAAGCACGCGACGCCGGUGCGCGUGGGCCUCGUGCUGGCCCCCGGCAGCGACGCCGCGCUCUCCGCCGCCGUUCGCUCCGCCUUUAACUACGUAGCGCAGGACAAAAAUUCCAAUAAAGAAGCAUUUUAUUUCCUUACACAGUUGAUUAGUUCGUGUGAGAAUAAUGAUAUGACAUUAGAACAUGUCAAAAACCAGCUACAGAAAUAUGCGAGUUCCGGCACCAAUGUAGACGACAUUAUUUACGAGGACUCUGAGUUUAAUUUCGGUCAUCAGCUGGCCGAGGAAUUCCUUUUCAAGAUAACUAGCGACAAGUAUCCCUUGGUGCUAAUUAACGGCGUGCCGCUGUGGGACGACGGGUCGCCGACUGCUGCGACGUCGUCUGUGGAGCUGCUGGAGGAGGCGCUGGUGAGCCUGCAGCGCGCGGUCUUCCGCUCCGAGCUGGCGGACACCGACGACGCCGUCGACCACCUCAUGAAGCAGCCGCAUAUCAUGCCAAGACUAAAUCGUCGGGUCCUGGCGUCAGAACCGACACAAUAUUUAGAUCUAUCAGGAGUGCCUUCUUCUCCCGAACUCUUCACAGAAGAUAGACUGCAUCGGUUGAUGCAUUUGACAGGUCGCGACGCUUUAGCCACCGCGCUACCGAUCUUGAAAUAUUUCCAAAAAAGUGGUAAACCAGAGAAGAUAACGCAAACAAUUUGGGUAGUUGGAGAUCUAAACGAGAAGGAAUCUAGAGAUCUGCUAAGAAAUGCUAUAAAAUUCAUGAGAGAGAGUGGCGGCGUGCGCGUGGCGUUCAUCCCGAACGUGGAGGGCGUGUCGGGCGUGUCGGGCGAGCAGUCGCUGAACAAGGCGGUGUUGGCGGCGCUCGCCGCGCUGGAGCCCGCCGCCGCCACCAAGUACGUCACCUCGCUUCUGGAACAGGAGGGGUGCCAUGAGCGACAGGAUUGCGAUAUACUGCCUGAACUGGUGCCAGUUCUGAACAAGCUGGAGUGGGUGCUGAAGGCGGCGCGAGUGCUGUGCGCGCGCGGCAUGCGGCUGCGUGCGGGCGCGCGCGCACUCGUACACAACGCACGGAUCAUCGGACCUUUUGAGGAUAAACUCCCCUUCACUAUGGACGACUUUGUGUUGUUGGACAGGUUCAGCAAUCAAGUUUAUGGCGACAAAAUUGCCGAUUUGCUUCUUAAGAAAAAAACAACAGUUGAAAACGAUGUUUAUGAUGAAAGUAUUACAGUGGAUAUCCCAGAGCUAUCAGCGGACGAGUACCUGAAGGUGAUAUCGGUGCUGUCGUCGCGCAGCCCCAAGAGCCGCACGCCGCUGCCGCAGGGGCUGCUGCUGCUGGUACUGCGGCGCGUCGUCAACUGCCGCCUCAAGCUCUUCCUCAACCCGCAAGAUAAGAAUUCCGACAUGCCGCUAAAGAGCUUCUACCGCUACGUGCUGGAGCCGGAGCUGCAGUUCACGGAGGCGGGCGCGCUGGGCGGCGGCGCGCUGGCGAGGUUCUGGCGACUGCCGCAGGCACCGCUGCUGUCGCUGGAGCUGCGCACGCCGCCCAACUGGCUGGUGGAGUGCGUGCGCUCCGUCUACGAUCUCGACAACAUACGGCUUGCCGAUGUAGACUCGCUCGUACACAGUGAAUUCGAACUGGAAUACCUGCUACUGGAGGGUCAUGCGUGGGACACGACGCUGGGCACGCCGCCGCGCGGCCUGCAGCUCAUCCUGGGCAGCCGCGAGCAGCCCGAGCUCAUGGACACCAUCGUGAUGGCCAACCUCGGCUACUUCCAGCUCAAGGCCAACCCCGGCGCAUGGACGCUGCGUCUCAGACCUGGACGCUCAGAGGAUAUUUAUGAAAUUGUUGGUCACGAGAACACAGAGACGACGGCGGGCAACAGCGACAUCCAGGUGCUGCUGGGCUCGUUCCGCAGCCACAACGCCGGCGGCAUCUGGAACUCCAUCGCCAGUUCGUUCGGAGGCGGAGGUGGAGGCGGGGAGGAGGCGGAGGGUGCGGAGGAGACGAUCAACGUGUUCUCAGUGGCGUCGGGGCACCUGUACGAGCGCUUCCUGCGCAUCAUGAUGCUCUCCGUGCUGAAGCACACCAAGUCUCCGGUCAAAUUCUGGUUUCUCAAAAACUACCUCAGCCCAUCACUCAAGGACAUAUUGCCGUACAUGGCGCAGGAGUACGGGUUCGAGUACGAGCUGGUGCAGUACCAGUGGCCGCGCUGGCUGCAGCGGCAGCGCGACCGCCAGCGCACCAUUUGGGGAUACAAGAUACUCUUCCUCGACGUGCUUUUCCCUCUCCACGUUAAGAAAAUCAUCUUCGUUGACGCUGACCAGAUCGUAAGGGCAGACUUAAAGGAGUUGGUGGAACUAGAUUUGGCCGGAGCACCGUACGGGUACACGCCCUUCUGUGACAGCAGGAAAGAGAUGGAAGGUUUUAGUGUUUUAGAUCAAGAUUUGCCGAACAAUAUGAUCCACCAGGUGGCGAUAAAGUCACUGCCGCAGGAGUGGCUCUGGUGCGAGACCUGGUGCGACGACAAGUCCAAGAAACAAGCUAAGACUAUUGAUUUGUGCAACAAUCCGAUGACGAAGGAGGCGAAGUUGUCGGCGGCGAUGCGCAUCGUGCCGGAGUGGCGCGAGUACGACGGCGAGGUGCGUGCGCUGCAGGCGCGCGUGCGCCGCGGACUGUACCAGCACACCGACACCGACCAGGAGCGACAUCUGCACGACGCAGGUAAAGAACACGAGCAUACAGAGUUAUGAUGUAAUAAUCGAAUUAGAACUUUUAGUUAUUCCAAUUUUUGUUGUAAGGUUGUAAGAUUGUGUAUAAGAUGUGUUACAAGAUGUGUAUGAUCACUGUGAGAAUUUAUUGUAAAAGACUUUGAAGAUUCCUUUUCUCUUUCCUUGUGUAUAUUUUCUUGUUGUGAUUAUUUUGAUGCCAUUUCCAUAAACAGUGUUGAUAUUUGUCGUGUAAGAUUAAGUGAAGUGAUUCCUAGCAACUAAGCAAUACCAUACUCUUUUCAAUAUCGCAUGGUGCAAACGACAAAAGCAAAGUGUUCACUUUUCUUUGUUUUUAAUGUACUGGAAUGUAAAAAAUGUUUUGCUCUAAUUUAUAAUUUUGUAAAAAUUGCGAAACGCCCUCCGCAUCGUGCUUUUGUGAGCAUGAAUUUAUUUGUUUCUUUGAAAAAUGUAUUGUUAUUGAUUAUGUUGAAUAUAGUUUGAAUUCUCACAUAAAAAAUAUAUCUCCAAUAAAAUCUUAGUUGUAAUUCGUUCACAGAGUACACAUAUUUCGAAUAAUUUGUAUUUCACUUGUAAUAGAAGCUGUGUUUUGCAAAUAAAAUACUUUUUUGUCAAA